UUUAUUUGCACAAACCUUCUGUACCGUACUGGUCAGUGCUAUAGUGUCUUUGUAUCUAAUGUGUUGACAGUCACUGUGUUUUUCUGUCUUCUUGUCUUAUGUUGUCCUUUUUUGCAGUAAAUGUUGCACAUGGGUUUUAAUAGUUUUGUGUAGUUCUUUGUUUCUUUUUGUUUGUUUAUUUUGUCUGCUGUAGUGCCUCGGUCCUAUAGGGAACAUUGUUUCAUUUCACUGUGUACUGUGUAUAUGGUUGGAACGACAAUAAAAGAGACGCUUAAUGAUUAUUGCAAUGUGUGAUGUAAUUUUUGCAAAACAGCACAACUGGAAACACAAUGUGCAGCGAUUUAGCUGUGAUUAACAGAGACAACACAGUUGUACAGUUGUACAGUGCAAUGUAUAAUGAGCAGUAUCAGUGCAGUAAGCAGAAUACACAUUGCAAAGAUAAAGUCCAGUGAGUUUAUUCUAGAAAUAUGCUCCAAGGCACAGCAGUGAAUAGUUUUUUCUGUUUGUUAAGAGUUUCUUGCUACGGUAAAGCUGAAUGAGUCUUUUAAUGAAGAUAUGCUGUUUGACCAUUUUGGAUAGUUUGCUUAGUGCCCUCUUUUAUACAACCACCUCCCAAAUCUCUGGAGCUCUCCCUGGAAAAAUCCAUCAUUAUAUUAUAUUUCAAAGAGGACAGCAUACAGAUAGACUUUAAAAAUACAAUUCAAGAAGACUUUAGGAAGGAAAUGCAGGAUUUUUAAUAAGAAAGCACAGGGCUACAGCAAUUCUGCACAGAAAACACAAACAAUAUAAAACUAUGUUUAACAGUUGUGAGUGAAAACUAUAGUAUGGUCAAUAGUUCAAAUUACACAUUCAAAAUGAAAGAAAAGAUGUUCAGCACUUUUAACAAUGGACCUUGUACCAAAGCAGCUUUGCAAAAAUAAAUAGAUUAUGUAUAUACUUAUUUAUAUUUUUAGUAAUAAUAUUAUUAAAUUGAUAAAUUAGUACCUAUGUUUAUCCCUAAUGAGCAAUUAAGUGAUGACACUGAGAAAAACUCAUCCUGGAAUAAGGAAGAAACCUUGAGAGGACUCACAAGGAAACCACAUCUGGGGGACACCAAAGAUGUGGUAUAAUGAAUUGAACUAUUCAUUAUAGUGUUGGGGUUAUGAACUGUUCAUUGAUGGAGACUCGAGUGUAAAAAUGUCCACUGUGAUUGUUGUCCUAUGCCAACGUAGCAGACUGUUUAUAUGAAUUGCAGUCCAAAUCCAUAUUCAUACUUCUUGAGUUGUAUCCUUCAGAGUAACAGCGGAGGACUCAUACUGUGUGUAAAGUUCUGUUGCUUUAAAAAGUCAUUUAAUAUGUAGACUAUACCUAUCUAUAUGCAUGUUUUAUGUUUAAAUGUAGGCAGUCUACCUAUAUGCAUGCUUUAAGUUUGAAUGUAAGCUAUAUCUACUCAUGUGCAUGUUUUAUGUUUGAAAGAAGUUAGAAAGAAUUGUUUAUUAUUUGUUUUCAUAAGAGGUAAUUUCGGGCAAAACUGAUUGGUCUGGGGGUUCCAGCCAUUCCUAAUAAUAUAAUUCCAAAAGAACACAUUGCCAUGUCAUGUGUCUCAUCUUUUCUCACUUCGUGCUGUGCACUGUGCACUGUCCUCUAGUGUUAUUUUACUGUGUUCGGCUUUGAUGCUGUGUGGUUAUGCACCUGUUGGGUGGAGCAGAGGAAGAGCUGGAGCUUCUGCACUCAUGGUGUGUUGGACUGAGUUAGUGUCUCCACUUAGACAGGGGUUGGUUAAUGCCAUUGACUUUUUUAUAACCGAAAAGUAAUCGACAAAUACUGGAAUGGGCUCUAAAUACGGCACGUUUGAAGCGUUUUAUAAUUGUCUUUAAAUACGAAGGGAUAGGGUAAAGCGGAUUGUUUGUUGUCUGCGUAAUUUGGAUACAGCUGGGUUGCAUAAGUUGCUUCUACAGCCGACACUCUUUACUACACUGCGUUGGGUUUUUUUUUUUAAAUUCUAAUAGUUUUUCUAGAUUUCCUCAUGGAUCGCUUAAAGGUAGUUUUGCAGUAUUUUCAGUCGAACUCCGAGUCUAUUUCUAAUGGUAUAUGCGCAAUGCUGGCUCUGGUAAGCGUGAAGCUCUACACGAGCUUUGACUUUAACUGCCCGUGUCUGCCGCAGUACAAUAAAAUGUACGCACUCGGUGUGAUGUUUGUUCCGCCGAUUAUUCUCUUCUUUCUCGGUAUUUUGGUUAACCGGCAUACCGGAGUGAUGAUGGAGGAAUGGACCAGACCCCCAGGCAUGAGGGCCAAAAAUCCAGCAGUUGUCAAGUACUUGUUUUCAGCUAUGAUGCAGAGGGCUAUGUUGGCUCCCAUGGUGUGGAUCCUGGUAUCUUUACUGGAUGGAAAGUGUUUCAUUUGUGCCUUCAGCAUGAGUGUGGACCCUAAACACUUCAGUGGAUUCCCCAAUGACACCGGUCUGGAUCAGAUCAGGAUCAUGGCGAAGGUGCCCUGUAAGGAAGACAGCAUCUUUAAAGACAACGCUUUCCGCAAAGCUGUCUCACGCUAUGUGCGAUGUUACUCUCAAGCAAUAGGUUGGUCCAUCCUGCUGUGCCUUAUUUUUCUGGGUGCAGUGGCUCGAGUGAUUAAACCCUGCUUCAAUUAUGCCACCUUUCUCCAAACACGUUACUGGAGCAAUUACCUGGAUGUUGAAGCAAAGCUUUUUGAUGAGACUUGUGUCCAUCAUGCCAGAGAGUUUGCCAGAAGAUGUGUAGUGCAAUUCUUUGAGAGUAUUGAAGACAACGAGGUUCUCAGGAUGCCACUUUCCCCCAACCUCAGAUUCAAGAACAGCCAAAAUGAGAAUGAGGAAGAAGAUGAGCGCCUCCACGGUGUGACCAGCAAGGAUCAAGUGGAUCACCUGCUUGAAAGUUGGUUUCAGUGCAGACCUGAGCUGGAUGUGACCAAGAUGGUGUAUAGACCUACUAAAUGCAUUUCUUGGGAAGACCCUAAUGGACAUAUACUUUACUCUGAUGUGUGAAGUGACAGUAACAGAUUCUACUAGUGCAUGUAUUUAAAAAAUAUAAGAAAUAAAACUUACAAGUGAAGUGUAAAUGUAAGGGAACCCGCUGAAAUCGAUUCAAAAAGAAUUUAAAGGUCUUAAUUGUGGUAAUGGAAAUUUCACAAAGUAUAUUCCUCCAAAACCAUUAACUUAGUUAGAAAUAAGUGGUUUAUUUUAUUUAGAAAUUAAGGAUUUAAUCAUGUUCAAGGUCUCGUGUAAAGCCUUGAGUAAAAAUUUUGUGCUACCAUUGUGGGAAAAAAUGCUAUAUUUAAUAAAAGAUAUUGCAUACAGAUACAAAAACAAACAGGAUUUUUUUACUUCAGUUUGGACCAGACCUUUUGACAGUCGAGUUAGAAACCUUGCAUGCUCAGAUUUGCCUGUGCCAGGACUGGAUUUGUUUGGUUUUGCAUGGCUCUCCCCACACUCAUUCCUCAGCAGUGAUAUGCAUAUGAAUAUGAUGCAAAUGUCGUUGAGAUCCAUAUGUCAGUAAAUACAAUAAAGAGACUUCAACGCUU
This is a messenger RNA of Silurus meridionalis, 3534 nucleotides long. It is a transcript of the gene calhm3, whose product is annotated as calcium homeostasis modulator 3. NCBI's taxonomy places the organism in Eukaryota, Metazoa, Chordata, Actinopteri, Siluriformes, Siluridae. The transcript is spliced from 3 exons. Gene Ontology annotation, molecular function: monoatomic cation channel activity. The record is from RefSeq and is a predicted model, not a curated record. Bases 2006 to 2998 code for a protein of 330 amino acids.